Molecule: messenger RNA, 3906 nt
Organism: Hydatigera taeniaeformis
Lineage: Eukaryota; Metazoa; Platyhelminthes; Cestoda; Cyclophyllidea; Taeniidae
Source: the annotation of a GenBank genome assembly
AUGAACGUGUUGUCUUCCACAAACCCGUCUUUAACGUCGGCGUCCACCAAAUCGUCGCCACAGCCACAAUCAGCAUCAUCACUACCAUCCUCGCCUCCAGAGCAAGCUCAACUACCGAAGUCUCUGUCUGAACCACCAAUGACUCUCGGAAUGGCUUUCUCCUCGACUGCCAACAAGACGCGACCACUGGACCUCUCUGCCUCGGAAAGGAUUGCUACAACCACUUCUGCUGAAGUGACUCCUUUGGAUUGCCCAAAAUCAAUAAAGAUGGAGGAGGGAGAAAUGGAGAGAGAAAAGAAGACUUCCACAGUAGAUGAGAAGUCAGUCGCUGAGAUCGAGAAAUCGUUAAAAAUAGAGAGCAGAGAAGAGGACGUAUUACCAGCGGAGAAGUGUUUCAAACCAAUAGAAUCGUCCAACUCAGAACAACCAAGGUUGGAGGAGGUUUCAGCCCAACUAAAAUCGCUGACAGAGUUUUUUAAGACCCUCACCUCUUCGUCCUCAACUCUGGACGCCACAGUAGCUUCCCUCCACGCAUUGAUAGGAAAGAAGUUUGACAAAGAUGCGGGGACUGAUGCGGGAUCCUUAGAAGCCCUUCACCAACUCGGUUGGCAAUUGAUAAGUCUUGGAAGAAACGUCUCCCUUACUCCUAAUUCUUCCAUCUCAACAUCUACGGGCGCGUCGUGGGUUCCAGGAGGUAGACAACAACCUCCUCCCCCACCCCCUCCACCCCCAUCAGCCCCAAUAUCACAAUCACAACAACCGCCUCCGAGUGUUCAACAUCCGCAUCCUCCUAUGUCAGGGAUUUCCAUGCGUGGAAAUCAGAAGUAUAGCGCUUUCUAUCAGCAUAACAGAAAGCAUCAAGCAAUGGAGGAGGCGGAGUCACUUCGACAAUCCGUCACUACCACCACGCCAUCUUUUCAUCGAUUGGGGUUCCCUUCCAGACGAGUGAAUGGUCCCACUCUUCCAGGCCAUACGAGGGGACACUUUUCUAAUUCUUCAUCUGUCCUGGAACCAUCAUUGAAACCUGCAAUAAGUCAACGGUUGCAAAGUGAAUUAACUUCUCCACCACGCAGUCGCGAGACUGCCUUCCUUUGUAGCUGUGGCGAUGAUUUUGAGAGUCUCUACGGCUUCACCCUCCACAUGCGCGACACAGGACACAAACCACGAAGUAGCCAGCCAGAACGUGAUAUUCCGAAGUUGGUUCGAGGCCAGGAUAUGUGGAUCAAUAGUGAGACAGAGCAGACGCGGGAAAUCCUACGUUGCAUGCGGUGUAAUCAAUCCUUUCGUAGCCUUCCCGAGUUGACAAUGCAUAUGAUGAAGACGAGUCAUUAUUCGGAGAUUGUCUACAGCGAUGCGGGACGAAAUUUACUAGCCAGUCAAACAUUUUCCUCUGUAGCAGAAAGGAAUAGAUCUGGAGGUUCCGUGAAUACACCUUCGUGGAGUGCUGGUGGUUUGAAGACGUCGUCCUCGACUUCUGUACCGCUUAAAAGACCUAAUCGUGGCUGUGUACCUCCCCAGAACGGAUUAUCGAUGUCUUCCGACACAGUGAAAAAUAUUGAUUCAUCUAUAACCGAGAAAAAAGUGAAUGGGCACCCAGAGACGCCUCAUAUUGGAACCAAGUCGUCACGCCUAGAGGAGACACAAAAAUGCGAAAGACCUGCCAGUUCACAUGAGAUGCACUUAGUGAAACCUUCUCCAAAACCAGCAGCUUCGCCAGAAGCUCUCUCCUGCCCCUCCGAGCUUCAACGAAGUGCUGCAUCCUCUCCACGGAAUGAAGGGGAAAGACAAGAGCACAAGUAUCUUAGUUCACCAACGUCAAGUAGGGAAAACACGAGUCCCCGAGCUUCCGAAGAAGAAUCGUCCCGUCGGAGCUGUACGGAUAGUGUUAUAAGGCAAAUUGAAAGUUUUGUGGAGAAAAGUUUGCCAAAAUCCAACGCUUCAAGUCCAGUGGCUUCCAGACCUCAAACAUGGCAGCAGAGGCAGCAAAUACAGGGUCACGUUAAACCGACGGCAUUCGGGCGCUGCAAUCUUUCCCCAUUAACUGAGACUGAUACGAGUAGAUCUACUCCGGACAAGUGCGUUCAACGAAAGCGUCGAUUUUCCAGCGGAUCUUCAAAUUCUGUAGCGCCUUCCAGCACCACGGCUGCUAACAUACCUACUGAACCGGCAUCAGAGAAGCGUCCACUUUUGGCCAACUUUUCUACUGAAGUUGGGGGCUGCGAAAAUCCAUUGUCGUCGCUACAGAAACUUGUAGAAACCACGCAUCAAAGUGGAACAGGAUUAAAAAGCCCUAUUAGACCAUUUAGUCAAACUAGUGAAAUUUCCCCUGUCCCUUCAAAUCACUCAACUGACAUGGAAGGCUCUGGAGGGGCUAAAACUACCCCCUCAGCGGCAGAGACGGUUCAGCAGCAAACCAAUAUUGCCGCAGCGCUCUCAGCACUACAGAACUUAAUGUCAAAGGUGUCAACUUCCUUACCAGCGAGCAAUUCCUCCAAACAACCACAAGCUUCACCAAAUCUAGACUUUCUUUUGCCCUCAAACGGUGAUAGCGACGCAGCCAACUGGAUGGGACUCUUGAGUACUUUUCUCACUGCGACUAAGCAAUCAGAUAUAGAGCAAAAGAGAUCGGACAUGAGUCUACCAAUAUCUAAUCUCCCUUCUCCUUCAAAGAUGUUUGAACAGCCUUCCACUGUAUUUCCAGCUGGAGGGUUCGAUUUCAGCGCUGUAGCUAAAGCCCAAUCCCUAUCAGUGCAUAUGAAUCCGCCAACGAUGACUUCGGCAGGUCCUAGCAUUGUAGCGAACAUCACCAAAAAAGCGAAAUGCCACUUCUGUGGCAAGCCUUUUGCGAAUAAAGGUCAAGUUCGUCUUCAUAUCAGCAAGAAUAAGUGUCCGUGUCUGCUCCAACAAUCCGCAUUGGGCAAACCAUCAGGAGGUGCUCCAUCGACCAGUAAUAUGGGUUCACAGGUUCCUGAUAAGCAUGGACUGCCGUUUCCCUAUCCUGGAUUCCCACCUGGAGCUGCAGAUUUGGGCAGAUUUUUCUCGCCACCUCCUCCUCCAACGCAUCAUCAGCAACAAUCAGCCCAGCAGACCACACAACCACCACCGUCUUCACAACCCUCAAUAUCCCAACAAUCGACGCAGCAGAAAUCGAUUGAUUCGAAACCACCUGCAGAAGCUGCUGCUUUAGCUGCACUUUUGCGACAUUUUAAUGUACCCCAAACCGGUCGUCCCACAGGUCUGAAGCCUGCAGAUGUGUUGGCGUCUCUGACAAGACCAACAGAGACAAAUCCUGGCAACACUGCUGCUUCUUCGAACCCCCUUUUUUCCAUCUUCUUUCCGUCAACAAGUCUUGCUACUCCAGCACCGCCUCCACCUCCACCACCACCACCGCCACCUCCAACGCAGUCCGUGGAUACGUCUGGACUAACUCCAGAACAAAAAGCCUUGUUCCUUUUUGCACAGGCCAUGGUUUCUCUAGCUGUGGGAGCGUCAAAUGCAACAACUAGUGGCAAGCUUGGCGAGGAAAUGACUCAGCCGCAACCACCACCACCGCCCCCACCACCGCCACCACCGCCUCCGCCACCACCACCGCCUCCACAACUACCAGCGUACCCGCCAUUAACGAGUCUUCUACAGAACUUCAACAUCACUCCUACACCCCAACACGAGGUGGCUGUGAAUUCAGAAACCUUAGAAUCCUACCUGAGCGCAAUUAGACACCUUGCUUCGUUGGGCAACGCUGCUGCUUUAGCAGCAGCAGCAACGGCUGGAGUUACCUCUUCAACUGCAGUGGCGGGAACUAACUCAACCACAACGACGACAACGGCAGCAUCAAUAGUGUCCACAAAUUCCUUACCAAGUGGUGAAAGUGUGCCGAUUGGUGCUAAGGAGGCGGAGCCACAAUAA